AGGGCUAGACUUAGAGGUAAGAAGAGCAUCUCACCACUCUGGGCUCUGCAAUCGAGUGAGGAUAGUUAGGGUUUCAUUUGGCCCUCAUACAGUAUUGAUUUUACCUUGACAGAGAACAGUUUUUUUUUUAAUUCGGGUUCUGUCCCUGUAAUUUGAUUGCCAUCGUUUCUCUUGGACCGAUUGUCUUUUGACCCGACAAUCCCAGCUCUGGUUGUGGGUCUCUCUGCUGCUCUCUGCUGGUGACUAACAUGGGUCGCUGGAACAGUCCGGAUUUAAUCUUCCUAUCUCUCAAUUACAAUGUCACAGUAGUAGGAAAAAUCUGGUUAACCCUGAUGAUCAUGCUCAGGAUCCUCAUUCUGCUUUUUGCUGGCUAUCCCCUCUACCACGACGAACAAGAACGAUUUAUCUGCAAUACCAUACAGCCUGGGUGUGCCAAUGUGUGCUACGACAUGUUUGCUCCUGUAUCCCACUUCAGGUUUUGGCUUGUUCAGAUGGUCAUCCUCUGCUUGCCACAUGUUAUUUUUAUUGUCUACGUGACUCACAAAGUAUCCACACGCCUCUCCUUGGAAAACAAUUCAUCGAGCAAACUUAAUACCCUAUCCCUUCAUAAAAUCCACCAAGAAACUUUCAGGAAGGCUUCGCUGACUAAAACCACACUGGAAGCAGAAAGAGGAAAAAUACCCAGUUUCUCAGGAGCUUACGUUUUUCAGCUGCUGCUGCGGAUCCUUUUUGAAGCUGGGUUUGGUGCUGGGCAAUAUUAUCUCUUUGGGUUUUUCAUCCCAAAGAGAUACUUGUGCUACGAGUCUCCUUGCACCAGCAUGGUGGAUUGCUACAUCUCCAGACCCACAGAGAAAACCGUGCUGAUCAAUUUCAUGUUCGGGGUCAGCGCCAUCUCCUUCCUGCUGAAUAUCGCAGAUCUCAUCUGCGUGAUCAAGAGGUCUAUGAGGCAGAGCCGGAAAAAUAAACUGCUGAUGGAAAGGAUGUAUGAGGAAGAGCAGUACUACCUCACACCACCGAGCAGGAAUGUAGAUUCGCAGCUGGAAAUGACAGAGGGCUACACAGCUCUCGAUGCUCUGAACAAAAGGAUGGGGAGCGACUUGAGUGCAGACAGUGCAGCCUCCAUCCAGCUGGAUGAGGGGGUGGAGAACUUGCCUGCGCAUUCUGAGGCUUUGUCAUCCCAUGUGGCCAAUGCAAACCACAACAAUGCCUACACACAGGCACGUGAGGAACCCUUAGAACAGGAAGGAAGCGAGACUGCACUUUGCCUGACUGAGUCCAAGGUGGCACAUGGAAUCCCAGGGAGGUACUGCAGACGUGGCCAUCUCAAAGGACAGCCCUCCAGGUUAGGGGAGAAGGCCCAGGCAGGGGAGGCAGAUUCCACAUCCACCGUCCAUACCAGGAGGAUAGGCCGGUACACGCUGGUGGAAAUGAGCUCCUCGGCAGGACAGUCAAGCUGCAGUGAAAUGCGGGAGAAGAGAUCAGAAUGGGUGUGAAAUGAACAGGGAGGUUCUUGAAUUAUUAAGAUACAAAGUAAUCUGUUUUUCUUUGUAGUGGUGGAUUUACGUUGCUUACUUCGUUUAAAAGAAAAAUAUGCAAUCACAAGUCGAUUUUAGGAAAUUCGAAAUGCUAGAACUUGCUAGAAACAGCUGCUGUAGUUAUCAACAUGCCAUCAUAGGUACCAUA
Messenger RNA from Acipenser ruthenus (sterlet), 1683 nucleotides. RefSeq names its product gap junction delta-4 protein-like. Gene Ontology annotation, cellular component: connexin complex. Lineage: Eukaryota; Metazoa; Chordata; Actinopteri; Acipenseriformes; Acipenseridae. Gene Ontology annotation, biological process: cell communication. The record is from RefSeq and is a predicted model, not a curated record. The coding region runs from base 249 to 1493 and encodes 414 amino acids. The transcript is spliced from 2 exons.